AUGUCGCGGUUGGGGUUGUUGACCUCUUACCUUCCCAAGCUCACAUCCCGCGCAGAUUCGCACACGUCGUCCUCGGAAGCAUUUCACAAACCAAUCCCGGACAGCUCGACCUCGUCAUCCACAUCGCCCACCAGCACCGUCCCGACCAUGGCCACAAGUACGGCCAGGACCAGCGAGGCCUCUGAGUCGUCGAGCCGACUCGGGGCCGGCACCGAGUCCAGCUGUCUCUCACCCAUCGACGCGGGUUCUCCCUUUUCGGAACAAGGCGGCUUCUUCGAGCGCUCAACCUCGAAGCUUCAGAAGGCGCCACCAGCCAUGCCGCUCUCUCCACCACCGCCGCCUCCCACGGCCCGUCCCGUGCCAAGUAGGACACCGCCCCGGAUCCCGGACAUCACUGGGACCGACGCGACACCGACGCCUCCGACAGAGAGCGGGCCCGGUGACAGGAGCCGCUCUCCCGAUCGGCCGCCGACGAGGGCGAAGCUGCAGCCGGCCCGCCUCCAGACGACGCGGCUUCCGUCUCCGGCCCCAAAUCCUCGCGGUCGUAGUGUGUCCGCACAGCCCCCGCCAGCAGCCCGUGGAAUGUCUGUAGAAGGCUCGCGGGCGGUGUCCAGUCCAGUCAGCGACUCGUCCCGCUUGAAGCCUCCCAGCGAGGGCAGUCCGCCUGCCGCGUCGGAGAGGAAGAAGAGGAAGAGUUGGUUCCCCGGUAUCCGGUCGAGAGCCAAUUCGGACGCCAACAAGCCGAAAGGACACGCCGCGUGGAUCUUGUCCCCCGACAACCAGCUCGAGUAUAACACGACACCGCUCGUGCAUGGCGAAAAGGUGCCCGAGCUGUGGAAUGAGUCCGGCAAUGUCUACGUCUAUCUCCACCCGAAAGAUAGCGGCCGCGGGCCGUGUUUCAAGGUGGCCGAUCACAUGUUCAGUCUGUCGGGCGUGCUAAACGAGCUGCUGGUGUCGGAGAUGAUGGCGGGGAUGUCUCACGACGCUGGCUACGCUGAUGUCGCACCGGAGGCCGGUCCCGUGACCGAAGGCCACCUGUACCUCCCCCUGGAGAACACCGAUCUCGGGCAUCUUGUUGCAGCGCGGAACCUGUUCGCCCUCUUGACGCACCAGCCUCUCGUGGGGACGCCCGAGAAUCCGACUUACUUCUCGGCCAUUCUGCAGAUCGCCGGCCUGCUCCGACGGUUUAAUUUCAGCAGCUAUGAUGGCUCCUCGUUUGGCGAGUCGGUUGACGCAGCGUUCGACUUCUUCGUGGACCAGGUCGGCCUGGCCGAUGUGCGCCACAGCCGGGAGAAGACGCUGGAGGCGCUCAUCCUGGCCGAGCAAAUGAAGUCGUGGAACCUCUACAACGAGGCCUUCGUUCAUGCCGUGGGCAAGUAUGAAUCGCUCAUGGAGCUGAAGUCGCCCCUCUACGAGAGGAUCUCGGUCAACACGCGCAAGCGCCUGGAGCGCGCCCACUUGGACUUGGCCAACAGACAGGCCAGUCUGAACACACGGCUCGAGGCCUUCGAGUUCCCCUCGCUGUUCGCCGGCACCGCCAGCUCGACCUCGAUGGAAGAGUACAAGAGCGUCAGGUUCAAGGAAUGGAGGAACUCGUACAGCAGGAUGAGGAGCUUUGUCCUCAGCUACUACAAAGAUCUGUUCGGCAACUGGCCGCCCAGGGCCAGGAGCCGCAAGAACUACUUCUCCCAGAGUGGGCUCAACCGGGAGUGUCUGAAGAUCCUCUACUCGGAUUUCUGCGCCCUCUAUGACCUCCUGGUGGACCGGCACGCGCUGACACCCCGCGUUAUCGGCGAGACGUAUGACCAGCCUGACCAGGAUGCCAAGGAUUCCAAAGACUCCAAAGAGUCCAAGGAGAAGAAGCUCGGCGAGGCCCAGAUAUCGGCGCUUCGCAAGGUGCUCAGCGAGUUUGAUAAGUCCUCACCCCCUGUGCUACCUCCGAUCCCGUUCGAUGUCCCCAAGAUCCCGAGCAUGACCGCCAUCUACGAGAACUACAACGAGCUCCCCGCCAAGAAGCAGGCCAAAUACAGCAGAUCCAUACGGCCGCACGAGCUCCAGCUCAUCCUCCUCAAAUCCCGCAACAUCGACACGGACGCCCUGCAGUUCCCCUUCCUGCUCGCCUACAAGGACUUCGAGCUCAGAGAAGCCAAGGGUGUCAGCCCGCAGGACCUGGCCGACCAGCGCCUCGGCUACUGGCUGUUUCUCUACGUCGUGCUACAAUCCCUUCCCAUGCUCGUCGUCGACGCGCCAGGGCUGCGCUACACCGAAGGCGUGGAGGACUUCCUCUGCGAGGCGCCGCAAGGCAACCCGCCCUGGACCGAAGAAGCCGGCGAGGUCCGCAAGAUCUGGUACCAGACGGCCGACCAGAACAUCGUCGAACUCUCGGCCGACGUGGUUAUGUUCUCGGUCGAGGGCAUCUACAUGCGAUCGCACUGUUGGCUGGCCGCGAAGGAAUGGGAAGCCGCCCUAGACGACAACAUUGCCAACGGCAACGGCGCCAUCCCUCCCUCGUCGCUCCCUCCCCCUGCCGCCCCGCAGCUACCCGACCUGCAGACCUCCCCCUUGCAGCCCCCGCGCCCGGCGUUCCGGGACAUGGACCCAAUGAUGAACAACAGCAACCCUCCGAGCCGCUCCCAGAGCCCCGCCAAUUCCGGCUCGCCCUCCAACUCCCCCCACCUGCGGCCCUCCAACGGCUCUCCGCACCUGCGCCCCCGCAGCGGAUCGGUCAACGACCGUGCCCGCCAGGCCUUCCGCGCCAGCAUGGCCAUCGGCCUCGAGCCGCUGCCUUUGCCCCCGCCGGCCGGCGUGCACCACUUCGACCGCACCUCGCGCGUGCUCAGCUCCGGGUCCCUCGCGAGCAUGAGCAUACGGAGCCGCAACGGCAGCCCGGGACCGGGACCGGGGAGCCCCGUCGUAGGGCCGGGCAGCCCCGUGUCCGGCGGGCCGUGGGAGGGAUACCAGCUUGGCCUGCGAGCUAGUCGCUCGGCGGUCAAUCUCAAUGGUGCAGGCGCUGGUGGGGGUGGGAGUGGGGAGCUGUUCCUGAAUGCGGCGCAGCAGCAGCAGCAGCCGCGGAAGUCGAGCUACGGCGGCUUUCCGGGGUCGGGGCCGGGGCCGUCGAGUCUCGGACCUGGUGCUGGUGCUGGUGCACAUCAUGGCGCGAGUGACUCUAAUGGGGGCAGCACGUUUGAUGAUAUCCUGAAGGGGAUGGAUAACGGGAAGAAGAAGAAGAAGAGCUUGUUCUUUUGA
Molecule: messenger RNA, 3246 nt
Organism: Chaetomium strumarium
Lineage: Eukaryota; Fungi; Ascomycota; Sordariomycetes; Sordariales; Chaetomiaceae
Exons: 2
Coding region: 1-3246 (1081 amino acids)
Source: RefSeq, a predicted model, not a curated record